UUGGAUUUCUUUUUUUUAAAAAGCAUUAAUUUUAAGAAUAAUAAAAUUUAAAUUUUAAGAAUAUAUAAUUAUUUAUGCAAUUACGUCGAAUUAGUUUAUGCAUCUGGAGUGCCUCUAGAAACUAGAUUUUUUAAUAUUUAAAAACUUGGAAAGUAAAAGAAGAGACAAUUUUAGUAAAAUAGAUCGAAUUGUCACGAUAAUAUGGCAUUCCUAUUAUUAAUGGGUCUUCAUUAAUAUCUCUUUAUCAUCCAAUUAGUUCUUAUUAAUUUUUUUUCUCUCGACAUUGAUCGCAUUUGUAGAAAUGUAUGAAAUAGGAUUGAUAAGAUAACGUAUACGCGUGUAAAUUCAUACUUUGGGAAUAAUAACACGUGAUGGUAUAAGAGAGCGACGCGUAAACGUGGACAUUUUUCUUUACAUAUGUUCUGACAUUUCAAAAAGUUUUCACUCGAUCCUUUCGAAAGAUUUACAAAUAAUAGAUUUAGGAAUUUAUUUUUUCUAUGCCUUAUCGACAUUUUGAGAUUACACAAUUUAUACAAUUAAUUAAAAGAAUUAAGCAUAAACUCCUUCGACCAAACAUCUAAAUUAGUUCGAUUUGCGUGACGUGGACUGACAGCUUAAAUAUAUCGCUAUAGAGGACACGGUAAGAUUUUAUUUACGAUAUUAUAAUAUUGAAAUAAACAUAUUAUCGACAAUGCGAUAGGCACUAUUUUUUCUAUUUUAUCUUUACCAAUGUCGUAAUAUAAUUGAGUCGUUUCUAUAUUUUCUGCUCUUCUCGGCAUUCCUGAUUUCACGCGCGCGCGUGUGUAUACCUUUACGCCCUAUAUGUAUUAUAUUUGUUUGAUUUUUUUUUCUUCUCUUUACAUAUCACACACACAUGUUUCAGAUUAUUGGAAGAAACUAUUAGGAUGUCAAAAAAAAUUAUAUGUUUAUUUGAUAUAGAUGGCACUUUAACUGAACCAAGACAACCAAUCAAAAGCAAUGUGGAGAAAUUUCUUUUGACCGUUUUGAAAAAAGAUUUUGACAUUGCCGUAGUUAGUGGAUCAGAUUUGAAUAAAAUUAAGGAACAACUUGGUAGUGAAAAUAUAUUUGAGAAAUAUAAAUACAUUUUUGCAGAAAAUGGACUCGUUGCUUUCAGGGAUGGCAAUUUAUUACCGUCACAGACAAUUCAAAAUAUGAUUGGAGAAGAUGCACUACAAGAUGUAAUAAAUUUCUCAUUAAAAUAUGUAUCAGAACUUAAACUACCUUUUAAACGUGGAACUUUCAUAGAGUUUAGAACUGGCAUGCUUAACAUUUCACCAGUCGGACGUAAUUGUACAAAGGAAGAACGUGAACAAUUUUAUGAAUAUGACAUAGAAAAUCAAGUGCGUCAAAAAUUCAUACAAGCACUUAAGAAAGAGUUUCCUAAUUUGGCCUUGACAUAUAGCAUAGGUGGACAAAUAUCUUUCGAUGUGUUCCCAGUUGGUUGGGAUAAAACGUAUUGUUUAAGACAUAUACAAGGCUAUGAGGAAAUACAUUUUUUUGGUGAUAAAACAACGAUCGGUGGCAAUGAUCACGAAAUUUAUGAAAGUGAUUUAACUGUUGGACAUCGUGUAACUGGUCCUGAAGAUACAAUUAAUCAACUAAAUAUCCUUACAACUCUUGUUAAAGAGAAUAAGGAAAAGGAACAAAUGGCAAUACCAAUGCAAUGCGUAUAAGUUACACCGUACAAAUUUUUCUUGUAAAUAUUAAGAUGUUAAAUAUUAUGCCAAAUUUUCAAUAUAAAGAAAAUAUUAAUAUCAAAUGGUAGAUUCUUUUCCAAUAUAUUCUCCAUAAACUUUUUCUAUUCUAUUUCAAAAGUGAAUUAUAAUAAAUAAAGAAUUCAUUAAUUGUUAUUAUACACUUCAAAUGUUAAAUAAAAUAUAUCUCCCAUUGUGUAUAUUACACACCGUAUUGUAUUAAAAUAUAAAUAUAUACAAUUCACGUGCUUGUAUGAAAUUUUAACAAUUCAUGUUUUUCAUACAAGCUAAUGAAAUAAGAAUUAUUUUAAUAAUGAAGCAAAUAAAAUUCUUAAUUUGUAAUUAACUAUUUGUGUGCUUUAUAUAAAACAUAUAUAUGUAUAUGUAUAUGUAUAUUAUACAUAUAUAUAUAUAUAUAUAUAACAAUAUAGAUUAUCAUUUAUCAAAAAUCAAGUGGUUUUACAAUAAUUUUAGAGAACGUAUAAUAAGAAAUAUAUAUUUGAUCAUAUCAUUUCCACGAAUGCUUUUUAAUUAAGUUAUUGGUUUUAAAUAACUGAAGAAGUGAUGAUACACAAAAUGCUCAUUUAUUAAAGAUUUAUAAAGAUGAAUUUACUAAGAAUUUUCUUUUUAAUUUCUUUCUUUCAAGCAACUUUAUUAUAAUCAAAGUAUUAUCAAUUACUUAGGCUGCAUGAACGUCAUAAAGGUACAAUAUGAAUCCAAAUGCUUCAGAAAAUGGAUGUAUUAUAAGAUUUCACGUAGUUUACCGCUAAUUAUGCAGAAAUGUGAUAUAAAGAAGUAAAUUUAUAUUAUCAGAUUGUGUAGAAAAUAUUAGUAAAUAUUUACAUAUCUCGAUCCAUCACCACUUAACUUAAUGCGGAUCGAAAAAUGUAUAAUGAUUCAAUACAGAGAAUGAUUUAAUAAUUAAAAGUUGUACUUUUGUACCUCUUUACUUUAAGAUCAAAUUGCAAUACGAGAAUAAUUUUAAUAUGUAUAAUAGAACGCGCAAAAAUAAAAUUAAAUGACUUCAUUGUGAAGUACAAAUGUACAUUAGAGUUAUGAUAUAAACUCUACAUGAGUAAUUCUUAUAUGUACUAUGCAAGUUGCUCGAGUUCGGGUAAAUCUAGAAUUUGUCCGACGAACUCAGCGACAUCGGUAUCUUUUUUUGCAUGUUCUUUAAUGAAACUGAGCUCCAGAAGUUGACUGUAAUUUGGACGAGCAGUAUAGUCCUUCAUCAAACUGAAAAGUUAUUGUUUGAAUAUACUUUUAUGUUAUGUCAUAUAAGAUUUUUAAUGAAUUAUUGAAAAUGAUCCUAUUUAUAAGCAGAUUUCCUUAAUUACCAUUUGUUAAUAAAUUCUUCAAAACUAGAUGAGAACUUGCCAGAAGGUAAUUUUGGUGCUUCGUCUUUAACAACUUGUUUUAAUUGUUCAAAUGGUGUACCCCAUGAUUCAUAAGGAAACUUUCCUGUAGCUAAUUCGACAAGAGAAAUUCCUAAAGACCAGACAUCAGAUCUGAUGUCAUACUGUGAAGGAUUUCCUGAUGGAUCUAUCCUUUCUGGCUAAAAAAAGAUAAUGAUAAAGAAUGUAUCGAAGGAGGAAAAAAAGAAGGAGGAAGGAAAAGACAAAAAAUGAUAAAACACAUAUAGAAACGUACAGCCAUGUAUGGUUUACAUCCAGCGUCUAUAGUUUUAGCAACGGAAUCAACAAGGUAACCAGAAAUUCCAAAAUCACAGAUUUUAACUUCACCCUCUCGAUUAAUGAGAAUAUUACUGGGCUUGACAUCUCUAUGUAUAACCCUUAGUUUCGAAUAGAGAUAAUGCAAUGCGCUAACUACCUGUAACGAUAAAACGUAACGAUGAAAUGAUUUUAUCAAUAAAUUUGCAUAAAAUUUUUAUGUUAACAAUGA
Vespa velutina is the source of this 3617-nucleotide messenger RNA. It is a transcript of the gene Pmm2, whose product is annotated as phosphomannomutase. Gene Ontology annotation, molecular function: phosphomannomutase activity. The transcript has 4 exons. The record is from RefSeq and is a predicted model, not a curated record. Gene Ontology annotation, biological process: GDP-mannose biosynthetic process; mannose metabolic process; protein N-linked glycosylation. The coding region runs from base 906 to 1694 and encodes 262 amino acids. Gene Ontology annotation, cellular component: cytosol. Lineage: Eukaryota; Metazoa; Arthropoda; Insecta; Hymenoptera; Vespidae.